CUCCACUCUCCUAUCCCACCUCACUCCGUUUGUGCGGCCGCGUGGAGCUGCCUGCCGCGGCGCUGCGGCCGCGCUCCGAUCCCGAGCGAGCGAGACACCCCCGCUCCCCCGCCGCGAGACCUCGCGCGGCUCCGACGCGAUCGGCGCCGUCGAGCCACCCCGGACCCUCCCCUCGCGUGUGGAGCUCCAGUUGGCUCAGGGAUUGUGUCCAUUCGAGAAUAUGGCUAGAAAGAGGAACCCAAUUGUCUUUCUGGAUGUAUCCAUAGGUGAUGAACAGGAUAGUGAAAGAAUGAUCUUUGAGUUGUUUGCUGACGUUGCGCCCCUGACGUCUGAGAAAUUCAGAGCUUUAUGCACAGGUGAGCUGGGAAAGACUAAGAAGCCAUUAUGUUACAAGGGAUCAACCUUCCACCGUGUCAUCAAGGGUAUCAUGGCACAAGGAGGUGACUUAGCAAAACGAAGUGGGUCUGGUGGAGAAAGCAUAUAUAGUGGGAAAUUUGCAGAUGAAGCUUGUGUCCUACGCCAUGAUGAUCGUGGUCUGUUGACAACGGCAGAUACUGGCUCCCAGUUCUGUAUUACUUUCCAGCCUAAUUCUCAUCUUGACAGAAAACACACUGUUUUUGGCAAGCUUGUCAUUGGAAAUGAUGUGUUGAAGAGGAUCGAACAAGUUGAUGUGGAUGCACCUGAUUCGACUCCCGUUGUUCCAGUUAGGAUAGUAGAUUGUGGGGAGCUCACUGACCGCAAACAUGAUCAAAAGAGGGCUGCCAAAUCAAAGUUGUUGAAGGAUAUAUCUUCCGAUGAGGAAAGUGAUGAAGGACAACACAAGGGACGUCGUAAAAAGUCUUCAAAAAGGAAAAGGAAGAAGAGGAGAUAUUCUUAUUCGGAAUCAGAUAGCUCUUCUGAGUCAGAGACUGAAUCAUCGGAUUCUGAGAGCGAUUCUGAUACUUACUCCAGUGACUCAUCUGAUGUCAGCAGCUCAAGUGAUGACAGACGAAGGCGCAGAAAGAGACACACAAAGAAAAAUAAACACAAGCGUUCAAGAAGAAAGCGCGACCAUAGGCGUGAGAGAAGGCGGAGGAAGCGUGAUAGGAAAUCAAAACACAAGUCAAAAAGGAUGUUAGAGAGUGGCAGUGAAGCUGAAAGUGAGAGUGAUAGCAGCUCUGAGGAUGCUAGAAGCAAGCGACACCGUCGUGGGCGGAAGUCCAAGGCAUCAUCUCAAGUUUCUGCGGAAAAUCUUGCUGCAGUUGCUGUUUUGAAGGAAGCCACAUCAACUCAACAAAUGAGUGGAAUGCCAAGGAGUCCGGCACAAGAAGACAACUCCCCCCUGCAAAAUGGGGAGAUCCAUAAUAAUGGCGUUAAUGAAUCAAAAACUGAAAGGAAUGCAGCUACCAUGCCUGUUCUAACUGGCAAUCGAAGCAAAUCUAGGAGCCAGAGCAUGAGUGCUAAUCACUCAAUGAGCAAGAGUAUGAGUAUCAGUCCAAGGAGAAGCCCGAUCAAAAGGUCAAUUACAACCCCGAAGAGAUCAGCUAGCAGGAGCCCUGUUCACCAUAGUCGCAGUAGAAGUCCUGUCCGUGCUCCCAAAAGAAGUAAAACCAGGAGUCCAGCUAGACAGCGGAGCAUCAGCAGGAGCCCUGCUAGAAGAAGCCCCAGCAAGAGCUCACCCAGAGAGGCAAGCAGAAGCCCGACUCCCCGCAUAAGCAGGAGUCCUGUUAAAGCUCAAAGAAGAAGCAUUAGCAGGAGCUCAGCUAGGUCCAUGCAACGAAGAACUCCAAGCAGGAGCCCGGAGAGGACUCAUAUACGUAAAAGUGUCAGCCCAAGCCCACCUGUGGAGAAGAGAAGAAGCAUUACCCGGACCUCUUCAAGAUCUCCAUUGCGAAGUGUUAGCCGGAGCCCUGUUAGGUUUUCAAGGAGCCCACAUAGGCCUGCCAGGAGAAGCCCGAUGAGAAGUCCCCGAAGGAAUAUACGUAGAAGCCUGAGCAGGAGCCCUGUGAGAAUACCUAGAAGAAGUGUGAGCAGAAGCCCUGUAAGAGGUGGUCGAUCUCGCAGGAACACUAGCAGAAGUCCCAGUCCACCUCGCAGGGCAAUAUCACCACCACCAAACAAUGGGAGGAGCCCAUCCAGGACUGGCUCUCCUGAUGGGUCUCCAAAACGCAUAAGGAGGGGACGUGGUUUUACUCAGCGGUACUCAUUUGCAAGACAAUAUCGCUCACCUUCUGCUGAUCGCUCGCAUCGCUAUGGUGGAAGAAGUGACCGUGACAGAUACAUGGGUUACCGGGGUUCCCGCCAUAGGUCACCUCCUCGACGAUAUAGAAGCCCACCCAGAGGCAGACCAUCAUCACCAAGGUACAGGAGGAGGAGCCGAAGCACCUCACGCAGCCCUGUCCACAGAGAGCGACGAAGGGGAGGUGGCUACAGCAGAAGCCCUGUACGGAGUCGUUCGCCCCCUGCCGGGAAACCAAGGUCACGCGGUGAGCGUGCACGGUCAGUCUCCAGGAGCCGCCUGUCCGGGUCACGAUCAAGGUCUCCACCACCAGCACAUGAUCGGUCCCCACCAGAUUCCCCGUCUCCUAAGCGUGCAAGUGAUGAGAAGUCUCGGUCCCCGUCUCCAUCCCAGUCCCGUUCGGUGUCUGCAAGCCCAAGUCCUGGAGGCAAGAAAGGCCUGGUUUCCUACGGAGAUGGCUCCCCAGAUUCUGCUGGGAAGUAGGGGGCAGUGAAAUGUUUUUACUACCUUUUGGCAUUGGCUGUUGAUCGAUCCAUCGGCACUUUAUGUUAAAAUUAAGUUGCUACUGGUAGUCGGUAGAGAAGCCGUUUUGAUACUUGAGGAGCCCCUGGUGGUGUUAUGGCUGUAGAGUGUUGCAUAUGUUGUUUGGGAUGAUGAUCUUGGAUGCGGUUCAGUUGUCUUCAGACAAAUAAUCUGUGCCUAGCAUAUGUUUUUGUAGAACAUGUUGCACGGUUUCUAUUCGUCGGUGGAAUCAAAUGAGAAUCAUAAUAAUAUCUUGUUCUUGGAUGCCAUUA
Messenger RNA from Setaria italica (foxtail millet), 3012 nucleotides. RefSeq names its product peptidyl-prolyl cis-trans isomerase CYP95. Gene Ontology annotation, biological process: protein peptidyl-prolyl isomerization. Lineage: Eukaryota; Viridiplantae; Streptophyta; Magnoliopsida; Poales; Poaceae. The coding region runs from base 221 to 2701 and encodes 826 amino acids. The record is from RefSeq and is a predicted model, not a curated record. The transcript has 14 exons. Gene Ontology annotation, molecular function: peptidyl-prolyl cis-trans isomerase activity.